Molecule: messenger RNA, 213 nt
Organism: Penicillium brevicompactum
Lineage: Eukaryota; Fungi; Ascomycota; Eurotiomycetes; Eurotiales; Aspergillaceae
Exons: 2
Coding region: 1-213 (70 amino acids)
Source: RefSeq, a predicted model, not a curated record
AUGUCGCCGGCCGUGAAGAUCAUAUCAAUAUUCCACUACCAGAAGGCCAGCAUGCGAAUUGGUGCCUGCUCUUUCGUCGAACCAGACAAUCAAGUUGCCUGGCAAUGCCACAAUUUCAUGCGGACUAGCUCAUAUCAUGUAUCUAUAUUUGUCUACGCGGAGUUGUCCUUGAUGCCUCAUGCGACAACUACUCUCCAGAUGAAUGCUGCCUAA